Lodderomyces oxycetoniae is the source of this 852-nucleotide messenger RNA. RefSeq lists its product as uncharacterized. Bases 1 to 852 code for a protein of 283 amino acids. NCBI's taxonomy places the organism in Eukaryota, Fungi, Ascomycota, Pichiomycetes, Serinales, Debaryomycetaceae. The transcript has a single exon. The record is from RefSeq and is a predicted model, not a curated record.
AUGUCGUUAGUAAAUGCAACACGAUUACGCUCCAAAGUGCUACUAAAUAUAUCAGAUAUACUUGCGAGAAAGAUUGACUCGGAAUUCGGGGUUUUACUCGGGUUUGAGGAUAACCGGGACUUGGUGGCUUUAACAUCUUUUGAAAUUGUUUCCGAUGGGGUUUCUAUAGAUUACGAGUACCUAUACAAGAGGUACAACCAGCUAAAACUCGUCUAUCUACAAUGCUCAAUUAUAGGGAUAUAUCAUAUAAAAGAUGGUUCAAGAGACCCCAAUUCAGCCACAAUCGCCAUGUGUCAGCAAAUUCAACAAUUUUGUCAAAGCUAUGAUAUUCAAAUUGAAACUCCCUUCAUAAGUAUCAUUUAUAACAAGGGCAUCGAGACGAAUGACUUACCUUUUCAUGCAUACUUGACGAAAGCCGCUGUUUUGACGCCUAUAGUUACAGUUGUUGAUUUGAGCGAAACAGAAAUCAUAGCAGCCUCUACUAUUGAAAAUAAUAAAAACUACUAUAUUGCCGAUGGAAAAAAGCAGACAGAUGAACUCGACAUACGAAAACAUAUUGAACAAGUGUCAAAGACUCUAAAGACGUUGAAUGAAAAAAUGAGCGAAUCCACUCAAGUCUCAAUUUCUGACAUAACAUCAAAAGAUCAUUUAUCAAAGAUAAUUGAACCCAACAAAAACCUAGUUGAGAUUUCAAACAGAUUGAAUCAGCUUCGAAAGGCACACCAAGAUCCAGCUACAGAGAUUGCCAAAAUAUUGAAACUACAAUCUACUCAAUUGGCAUUGUUGACAGAGCAAAAGAUGGUAUUAGAAAUUGCACAGAGCCAGUCGGCAAAAUUUUGGAGACCAAAGUAA